AUGAGCGUGCGAGCGGAUUCAGGGGAUGUCGUCCGGCUAAUCUUGCAGUUCCUCAAGGAGCAGUCGCUCUUCAACGCCAUGCACACACUUCAGGAGGAGGCCCAAAUAUCGCUCAACACGGUAGACAGCAUUGAGGCCUUCACCUCAGACGUCACGCACGGUCGUUGGGACUCGGUGCUGCGCACGGUGGGCACAUUUGCCCUCCCGCAGCCUCUCGUCAUCGAUCUCUACGAGCAGAUUGUGAUUGAGAUGAUCGAGUUGAAGGAGAGUGAGACGGCGCGAGCGAUGCUGCGCGACACGGCGCCUAUGGUGCUCCUCCGCAACAAGGACCCCGAGCGAUACCUCAGGCUGCAGCGACUGAUCAACAAACCCUUCUUCGAUCACCGCGAUGCCUACCCCGAUGGCUCCAACAGAGAGAAGCGACGUGCCGUCAUCGCCAAAGCUCUUGUGGCCGAGGUGCAGGUGGUACCGCCAUCGCGCCUGAUGGCCCUCAUCAAUCAGGCGCUCAAGUACCAGCAGCUCCAGGGCCUGCUGCCGCCCGGCUCGGAGCUCGAUCUGUUCCGAGGCACCACCGCCGCCCAGCAGGAAGAGGAAGAGACCUUCCCCACGCAGCUCGAGAAGAUAAUUAAGUUCGGAGCCAAGUCGCACGCCGAGGCGGCCGCGUUCUCGCUCGACGGCCAGUCGUUGGUCACGGGAAGCGUGGACGGCUUCAUCGAGGUGUGGGACUGGGUCACCGGCAAACUCCGCAAGGACCUCCAGUACCAGGCCGAGGACAAGUUCAUGAUGCACGCUGAGUCGGUGUUCUGCGUGAACUUCAACAAGGACAGCGAGCUCCUCGUUACGGGCAGCCAGGAUGGCCAGGUGAAGGUUUGGCGUAUGGCGACGGGCAAGAGCCUGCGCAAGUUCGAAAAGGCCCACGUCGAGGGUGUCACUUGCGUGUGCUUCGCCGACGAUUCUUCACACAUCCUCUCUGGCUCCUUCGACCACACCAUCCGGAUUCACGGUCUGAGGUCGGGCAAAACGCUGAAGAUCUUCCGAGGCCACUCCUCCUACGUCAACGCUGCCAUCUACUCUGAAGAUGAAAACUACAUCAUCUCGGGCAGCAGCGAUGGACGGCACAUCACCGAGCUCACCUCCAUCCACUCGCUUCUCCUCUCUCCGCUCAAUCCCGAGUACAUCAUCGUCGGCAGCAAAUCCAACACCGUCCACCUCAUGAACCUGAAGGGCAAGGUGAUCAAGUCCUACUUCUCGGGGAAGAAGGACGUGAUCUUCCUCAAGUGCAUUACAAGCAAGAAGGGCGGCUUUAUCUACGCUGUGGGCGAGGACAGGCACCUCUACUGCUUUAACGCCAACACGGGCAAUCUUGACUACACUCUGAUGGACCUGCACGAGAAGGAGGUCAUCGGUCUGGCCCACCACCCGCACAAGAACCUCAUCGCCACCUUCGCCGACGACGGCCUGCUGAAGCUGUGGAAGGGCGAAAAAUGA
Messenger RNA from Acanthamoeba castellanii str. Neff, 1488 nucleotides. RefSeq names its product smu1 suppressor, putative. The record is from RefSeq and is a predicted model, not a curated record. The coding region runs from base 1 to 1488 and encodes 495 amino acids. Gene Ontology annotation, molecular function: protein binding. Lineage: Eukaryota; Discosea; Longamoebia; Acanthamoebidae. The transcript has 12 exons. Gene Ontology annotation, biological process: mRNA splicing, via spliceosome. Gene Ontology annotation, cellular component: precatalytic spliceosome.